AGUAUUUGGAUUCCACUGAACCUAUAUGUCACUACAUAAUUCUUUAGAGAUCACGAUUGACCUAGCUGCAGUCGACCUCGCAGGAGGAGAGGACAAUUCAGCCUUUUGGAGCAUGGAGUAGAAAACUAGUCGAAAUUGUCCAUGAUCUUCGUCAACAUCUCCUUGACAAAGUGGUCGAAGCAGGCGAAUCGUAUCAAUAAUUCCGUUGUCGCGAGAGACCAAAGACAAAAAUUCUCACCGUCGAUCUCAAGCCGUCCACGUUUCCAUGUGACGGGCCACAUACGACCAACGGAGUUUCAGAGUGAUGAGCCACGAGCUGAGGAGUGAUGUGCCAGGAAAAGAAACGAAAAAAGACACCGAGGAGUUAGGCAGGCGAGGCGAAGCAGGGGAGGAGAGGAGAGAUCAGAGAUGAGCGGGGACGAAGGCGACAAGGCCAAGGCCGGCGGUGGCGGUGGCGGUGGCGGAGGGGAGUACGGGACGUUCCAGGGCCCGCCCAGCUACCCGCCCCCGCGCCCCCCGGUCGUCGGGUACCCGCAGCCCGUCCAGCCCCCCGGCCUCGUCGGCCAGCGCUACUCGCGCAACCGCGGAGGGUACCACUCCGGGGCCGCUCAAGAUACCGAGGCAGGUGUACGUGGACAUGGUUACGAUCGCCUUCCUUGCUGUGGGUUGGGCAUUGGCUGGGUUCUAUUCAUACUCGGUUUUAUCUUUGGUGCCAUUCCCUGGUAUGCUGGAGCACUUCUGCUGUGUUUUUACAAAAGGGAUCGCAGGGAGAAACCAGGAUUUAUUGCAUGCGCAGUAGCGGCUGUCAUAGGUACAAUUCUCAUCAUCAUCGCGGUAGUUGUACCCUCUGAAGUCCGGGUUCAUCAUUAUUGAUGGCACAACUGUACAUAUUGUACAUUUCACAAAUGAAUAAAGACUUCCAUAUCAUGUCUUCUGCGAUGUA
Messenger RNA from Lolium perenne, 943 nucleotides. Its product is annotated as large ribosomal subunit protein eL20z. Lineage: Eukaryota; Viridiplantae; Streptophyta; Magnoliopsida; Poales; Poaceae. The record is from RefSeq and is a predicted model, not a curated record.